Trypanosoma grayi is the source of this 399-nucleotide messenger RNA. RefSeq lists its product as hypothetical. Bases 1 to 399 code for a protein of 132 amino acids. Lineage: Eukaryota; Euglenozoa; Kinetoplastea; Trypanosomatida; Trypanosomatidae. The record is from RefSeq and is a predicted model, not a curated record. The transcript has a single exon.
AUGUCGCGGGAUGAAACAGAUGGCUCGUUGAGCGACGUCAAUCCUGAUCUGCUGGAGCUCUGUAAGGAUCCAGCGGCGUGGCGAGAGCAACGGCGUCGGGCGCUACAGGAAAAGGUGUUUUGCCGCGGAGGAGCUACGAAUAGCGGAGGUGGCUCUGGCGCUCCUUUUCCGACUGGCUCCAUCCCUGCAAGAGAAUCUGUGUCUGGUGGUUCUAAUGGGGGUCGCCAAUCGGGUCGUACAGCGGAGGAACAGGAAGCAUAUGUUCUUGAGCAGCUGAUGUCGCACAAGCGGAGGCGUGAGGAGGCAGCCAAGGUGGAGGAUGCACAAACUGAUCAGGUUGCUGCCAAUAAGCUUUCGACAAAGGAUAAACUAUUGCAGCAACUCAAAAAAAGAAAGUAG